AUGCCAGCUGUCAACACAAUCGAGCACGAAGGCUCCUUCAGUCUUCAGCUUCAGCCUCUUGUGAAACGAGGGAACUGGGCAGAUAAAAAUCGCGGUGUUGUGCUGGUAUUUGUCAUCGUAUUCAUUGUCGUGUGCGGUGUUAUCUCGCUAUUAGUCUAUCGUCGGUGGAUGAAACACAAGGCCGAGAAGGAAUCAUAUGAAACGACCGUUUAG
Messenger RNA from Penicillium manginii, 213 nucleotides. RefSeq lists its product as uncharacterized. Bases 1 to 213 code for a protein of 70 amino acids. The record is from RefSeq and is a predicted model, not a curated record. NCBI's taxonomy places the organism in Eukaryota, Fungi, Ascomycota, Eurotiomycetes, Eurotiales, Aspergillaceae. The transcript has a single exon.